GCACUGGGGGCACCACGUGCACACCAGGGGGCCCAGAAAGUACCCUGUCAUCAGGAAUGCAUGGACCAUGCUGGCCUCGGCGUACUGGCACGGGCUGCACGGGGGGCAGCACCUGGCGUUCCUGUCGGUGCCGCUCUGGUUGGCGGCCGAGGCUGCGGCCGAGCGGGCGCUGGGGGCUCGUUUUGGGGUGCCCCUGGAGCGGCUGGGGGGUCCCUGGGGGUCCCUGCUGCGGGGGCUGCAGUGGUUCCUCAAGAUGAGGGCCUUCGAGUACCUGAGCGUGGGGUUCGUGCUGCGCGAGGCAGAGCCCACCCUGCGCUUCUGGGGCUCGGUGCAUUUCUGCCUCCACCUCCUGCCCCUCGCCCUGCUGGGGGUCUGCAAGGGGCUGGGGGCAAAGGGGGCUCCGGGGGGGAAAGGGGGGGCACCCCUGAACCCCAAAAUACACGAGGAAAGAGACCCCCUGAACCCCAAAAUCCACGAGGGGAGGGAACCCGAAAUCCAGGAGGAAAGAGAUCUCCUGAACCCCAAAAUCCAGGAGGGGGGGGAUGCCCAAGUGAGGAGGAGGAGAGACCCCCAUAAGGAUGAAGGGGGAGACCCCCUGAACCCCAAAAUCCAGGAGGGCAGAGACCCCCUGAACCCCAAAAUCCAGGAGGGGAGGGACCCCCUGAACCCCAAAAUCCAGGAGGAAAGAGACCCCCUGACCCUCAAAUUCCAGGAGGAAGAGGGAGGGGGGGAUGUCCAAGUGAGGAGGAGGAGAGACCCCCAUAAGGAUGUAGGGGGAGACCCCCUGAACCCCAAAAUCCAGGAGGAAAGAGACCCCCUGAACCCCAAAAAGCAAGAUGGGGGAGACCCCAAUAACCAGGAGGGGAGAGACCCCCUGAACCCCAAAAUCCAGGAAGGGAGGGACCCCAAAAUCCAGGAGGAAAGAGACCCCCUGAACCCCAAAAUCCAGGAGGGGAGAGACCCCCUGAACCCCAAAAUCCACGAGGGGAAGAACCCCAAAAUCCAGGAGGGGAGGGACCCCCCCAGAACAGAAGGGGGAGACCCCAAAAGUGCAGGGGGGGACGGACCCCAAUAGCCAGAAUUUAGGGGGGGACCCCAAACUUUGGGGACCCCCAGGGGAGGAGGAGAAGGGACCCCAAUACUCAGGUGAAGGGGGGGGGAGGGACCCCCUGAACCCCCAAAAAACAACAGGGGGGAGACCCCAAUGACCAGAAAUUAGGGGGGAUCCCCCCAAAUCCCCCUGAACCCCAAAAUCCAGGACAA
Messenger RNA from Myiozetetes cayanensis, 1263 nucleotides. RefSeq names its product sporozoite surface protein 2-like. Gene Ontology annotation, molecular function: lysophospholipid acyltransferase activity. The record is from RefSeq and is a predicted model, not a curated record. Bases 68 to 1075 code for a protein of 335 amino acids. Gene Ontology annotation, biological process: phosphatidylinositol biosynthetic process; lipid modification. Gene Ontology annotation, cellular component: mitochondria-associated endoplasmic reticulum membrane contact site; membrane. Lineage: Eukaryota; Metazoa; Chordata; Aves; Passeriformes; Tyrannidae. The transcript has 4 exons.